This is a messenger RNA of Cladophialophora psammophila CBS 110553, 1731 nucleotides long. RefSeq names its product MFS transporter, PHS family, inorganic phosphate transporter. Gene Ontology annotation, molecular function: phosphate transmembrane transporter activity. Gene Ontology annotation, cellular component: membrane. Gene Ontology annotation, biological process: transmembrane transport; phosphate ion transport. The record is from RefSeq and is a predicted model, not a curated record. NCBI's taxonomy places the organism in Eukaryota, Fungi, Ascomycota, Eurotiomycetes, Chaetothyriales, Herpotrichiellaceae. The transcript has 2 exons. Bases 1 to 1731 code for a protein of 576 amino acids.
AUGGCGACGAAGACGGCUGGCGGAAACGCCGCCUUUCACAACUUCCACAACGACUUUGCACAUAUCCAGGACCCCAACGAGCGACGACGACUUGCCCUCGCUGAGAUCGAUAAGGCUCCCUUUGGUUGGUACCAUGUCCGUGCCAUUGUGGUCGCCGGUAUUGGCUUCUUCACCGACGCAUACGAUAUCUUCGCCAUCAAUUUGGUGACGGCCAUGUUGGGUGUCGUGUACUGGCAAGAUGCUCCCAAUCCCAAGAACGCAGGAAAGAUCCCUUCCAACUCGGAUACUGCGAUCAAAGUUGCAACCUCUGGUGGUACUGUUAUCGGUCAAAUCGGUUUUGGUUGGCUUGCCGAUAUCGUCGGUCGCAAGCGAAUGUACGGUCUCGAGUUGAUCCUCAUCAUCUUCGCAACUCUUGCUCAGGCUCUGUCCUCCGACUCUCCUGCCAUCUCCAUUGUCGGUAUCAUCAUCUUCUGGCGUGUGAUGAUGGGUAUCGGCAUUGGAGGCGACUACCCUCUUUCUUCCAUCAUCACUUCUGAGUUUGCCACUACCAAAUGGAGAGGUGCCAUGAUGGGCGCAGUCUUUGCUAUGCAGGGCAUUGGCCAGUUUACUGCUGCCAUUAUCGCUUUGAUUGUCGUUACUGGCUUCCACCAGUCUCUCAAGACUGCUAAAUCCGUCGACGUCUGUGAUGGUGUUUGCCAACUUGCUGUUGACAAGAUGUGGCGUGUCAUCAUCGGCUUCGGCGCAGUUCCGGGCUGCAUUGCCUUGUACUUCCGUCUCACCAUCCCCGAGACUCCUCGUUAUACCUUCGAUGUUGCCCGUGACUCUGAGAAGGCUGUUGAGGACGUCAAGGCCUACCAAUCUGGUCAACACGAGGGCCAUCCCGACGAAGUCAGCCGCGCCGCUGUCUUGCAAGACUCUCGCCAGCGCCUCGAAACCCCCAAGGCCAGUUGGGCGGAUUUCCGGCGACACUACACCCAAUGGAAGCACGGCAAGGUCCUGCUCGGAACUGCUGGCUCGUGGUUCUUCCUCGAUGUGGCCUUUUACGGCCUGGGCCUCAACAACUCCAUUAUUCUCCAAGCCAUUGGCUACGCCAAGGGUAACAAUGUCUACGAGAUUUUCUACAAUACCGCUGUUGGCAACCUUAUCAUUGUCUGCGCGGGUGCCAUUCCAGGCUACUGGGUCACUGUUGCGACAGUUGAUACUAUUGGCCGCAAGACCAUUCAGAUGAUGGGCUUCAUCCUUCUCACCAUCAUCUUCAUUAUCAUCGGCUUCGCAUACAAUCAUCUUCACGAAGGUGGUCUUCUAGCGCUCUACGUCCUCGCCCAGUUUUUCUUCAACUUCGGCCCCAACGCCACAACUUUUAUUGUUCCCGGUGAAUGCUUCCCGACCCGCUACCGAUCCACCUCGCACGGUAUCUCGGCGGCCUCGGGCAAGAUCGGAGCCAUUGUCGCUCAGACUGUCUUCGGCCCUCUCCGAACCAAGGGACACCCUACCAAGAACAACCCGUCUCCUUGGCUCGACCAUGUCAUGGAGAUCUUCGCCCUCUUUAUGCUCUGCGGCUGCUUCACGACCCUCCUCAUCCCCGAGACCAAGCGCAAGACGCUCGAGGAGCUUGCUGGUGAAGUACCCGGCACCAAGAACUAUGAUCCCGAAUCCGCUGGUCACCGCAAGGAGUCAUAUGUUGCCCAGACCACCGACCAGGGCGUCAUGGAGGGUGACAAGACUGCUUGA